This is a messenger RNA of Jatropha curcas, 453 nucleotides long. RefSeq names its product defensin-like protein. Lineage: Eukaryota; Viridiplantae; Streptophyta; Magnoliopsida; Malpighiales; Euphorbiaceae. Gene Ontology annotation, biological process: defense response. The record is from RefSeq and is a predicted model, not a curated record.
CUGUCAUAUCUCUAUAUAUGGAGACCAUAUGCUGAUGCCCUCUCUGCACUAACCUCUCUCUCUCUCUCUCUCUCUCUGUGUUUGAAAUCAGAGAUGAAGAAUCCUAUGCGUCCAUUCUCAGCUGUUUUGUUCCUCCUCUUGCUGCUUGUGGCCACUGAGAUAGGGUCAAAGAUGGCGGAGGCGAGGACAUGCGAGUCUCAAAGCCAUAAGUUCAAGGGAACAUGCUUAAGUGAGACUAACUGUGCUAACGUUUGCAAAACGGAAGGCUUCACCGGAGGAGACUGCCGAGGGCUGCGCCGCCGCUGCUUCUGCACUAGGCAUUGUUAGUCGGUUAUAUUCCAUAUAUGUACUGAUCAGAGGAGAGAGAAUCAUAUCUCAUAUAUUUCCUCUUUAUUCAGAAUAAGAUCAUCUAUCCUAUAAAUCAUAACUGUGCUAACUUUUGCACAUAUUAAA